ACGACGGCGAGCACUCGCCAGACUAACGCACUUCAACUGGAAGCAUCGACAUCGGAGGUGUUGACCGAAUAUCAGAUCCAUCACUCGUCGGCCUCAGCUCGCCAACGAAAUGGGGAACCCGGCAUCGUCAUCGUCGCUGGUAACAUUCCACGCGAAGCGCAACCAGCUGAUUUCGACGCCACCUUGGCUUCUCAUCCUCUAGUCCCGUAUCCCGUUUCCAAUCCUCAUGGCUGGUCCGGCAAUCACAGAAACGUACCGGAUUACCGACCUGUGAAUCGGCACCUUGACCCGGAGCAACGGCGCCAAAAGCCCUUGUUCACUUAUGUUGGGGGCAUCAUGGUUGGGGGAUGCUGCAUCAUGGCGAAUUGGGCGCAGUUGUGGAGAGCCACAGCGGGUAGAUUCACGGAUGUUGGUCUUUCGAAAGUCGGUGGCGAAUGGUAG
This is a messenger RNA of Ilyonectria robusta, 441 nucleotides long. RefSeq lists its product as uncharacterized. Lineage: Eukaryota; Fungi; Ascomycota; Sordariomycetes; Hypocreales; Nectriaceae. The annotation marks the transcript as partial. The transcript has 2 exons. The record is from RefSeq and is a predicted model, not a curated record.